AUGAAGGGGCUCUUCUCCAAGGGCUCCAAGAGCAAUGGGGCUGCCACCGCCCCCUCGACCACCGCCGCGCCCGUCAAGAAAGAGCUGACUCCGCAGAUCUCCCCGCUGGAGAAGCGGUUGCAAGAUAUGGGCUCGAUCCGCGACGAUGGCAGUGACAAGUUCUUUGGCAUGGAGAACUACGGAAACACAUGCUACUGCAAUUCGAUUUUGCAAUGUCUUUAUUACUCCGUUCCCUUUCGCGAAGCCGUGAUUAACUACCCGCAACGCACGCCGCUGGACAGCCUCGAAGCCGCUCUCGCCACCAACCUCCGAUACCAGAACCCCAACGCACACCUGGAAGCCGAGGCGCUUGCCGCCAAACAAAAGGCCUCUUCGCCUCCAUCAGCGCGCCAAGCAGGUGUUCCUCCAAAUCAGCCGCAAAAGCCCGAAGACAAGGACUCACCGGAAUACAAGAAGAAGGUCGCCCUCCAGACCCUUCCGAUCUUGGAGACAAAGAACAAUGCGACUAGCUAUGGAAUGUCUGAGUCACUGUUCACUUCGCUCAAGGACAUCUUUGAGUCCGUGGUGGGAAGUCAGUCGCGGAUCGGAGUGAUUCGGCCGCAACAGUUCCUGGAUGUGUUACGGCGGGAGCACGAAAUGUUCCGGACUGCCAUGCAUCAAGAUGCGCACGAGUUCUUGAACUUGCUGCUCAACGAGGUAGUGGCCAAUGUUGAAACGGAGGCAACCAAGCAAGCAUUCAGCGAGAAGGCUUUGCCACCAACGGAAAGCGCAGACUCGUUGGGAAUGUUGACGCCCAGCACAGGAUCGAAGUCACCCAACACGACGAGAUGGGUUCACGAGCUGUUCGAGGGAACUCUGACAUCUGAAACCAAGUGUCUUACUUGUGAAAAGGUCUCACAACGAGACGAGGUGUUCCUGGACUUGUCCGUGGAUCUCGAGCAGCAUUCAUCCGUCACAUCAUGUCUUAGGAAAUUCUCCGCGGAAGAGAUGCUUUGCGAGCGGAACAAGUUCCACUGCGACAACUGCGGUGGACUCCAAGAAGCCGAAAAGCGUAUGAAGAUCAAGCGCCUGCCACGUGUGUUGGCUUUGCAUUUGAAGCGUUUCAAAUAUACAGAGGAUCUGCAGCGAUUGCAAAAGCUGUUCCAUCGCGUUGUCUACCCCUACCAUCUCCGUUUGUUCAACACUACAGAUGACGCCGAGGACCCAGACCGACUCUAUGAACUGUACGCGGUGGUGGUCCACAUUGGCGGCGGACCAUACCACGGCCAUUAUGUCGCCAUUAUCAAGACAGAGGACCGUGGCUGGCUGCUGUUCGAUGACGAGCUGGUGGAGCCGGUUGACAAGAACUACGUCCGCAACUUCUUCGGCGACCGCCCAGGACUGGCCUGUGCCUAUGUUCUGUUCUACCAAGAGACCACAAUGGAGGCCGUGAUGCGCGAGCAGGCUCAAGAAGAUCUGGCCUCCGCCACUGGCACCGCUGAGGCUGGUGAAGCGAAACAGAACGGGUCACCAUUGUCACCGCCCCUGGCACACGUCCAAAGCGCCGGCCAAGUCCCUUCGCACGAUACUCCGUUCUCACCUAUCAACCGAAUCCCGACGGCACCCCAGUUGUCCACUCACCAAGAAGCCCCAGAGCAUGAAACUCCACCCCUGUCCAUUCAAUCACCAGUGCAGCCCGUUCAGCCUCCACUUCCCCCGAUUCCUGAUGAGCCCACCCCUUCGCUCAGCCCGAAGAAGAGUGACUUCCAGCUUCGGCGGGAAAAGGCGAAAGGGGAAAAGGAACGGGAGAAGGAACGUCGUGCUGCAGAGAAAGAAAAAGACAAGAAUGAAAAGCUCCGCCAAAAGGAACAGGAUCAGCACAACCGAGAAAUGCAGAAACGCGAAGCUGAUGAGCUGGAAAAGGCUCUCAAGGCUAGCAAGCUCGAUAUGAACGACCUUGGUGCUGAAAAUGGAUCACCCCGGAAGUCAGGCUUCGGUUUCCUCCGACGAGGCAGCCGCAGCAUCAGCCAACGCCUCAACAAGGAAAAAGAACCUCGUCUCUCCACAUCCGAUAUUUCAGUUACAGCUCCUGUUCCAGAACCCGUCCCAGAAGCCCCAGAGGUACCCCGCAAAGAGGUCCCUCGCAAGGACGUACCACGCAAGUCAGAGUCACUCCAGUCUCCAAUGUCUCCAAUGUCCGCAAUGUCACCCAAAGACAUCCCUCUAUCCAACAAGCAACCUCUCCGCGGCCCAGACCCCCUGACAAAAGACCAUAACGUCAGCCACGAAAAGACUGGGUCUACUCACCGGUGGAGAUCCUUCAGUUUCAAAAAGAACGUCAACAGCGUCUCUUAG
Penicillium antarcticum is the source of this 2334-nucleotide messenger RNA. RefSeq lists its product as uncharacterized. Gene Ontology annotation, cellular component: nucleus; cytosol. Gene Ontology annotation, molecular function: cysteine-type endopeptidase activity; cysteine-type deubiquitinase activity. Bases 1 to 2334 code for a protein of 777 amino acids. NCBI's taxonomy places the organism in Eukaryota, Fungi, Ascomycota, Eurotiomycetes, Eurotiales, Aspergillaceae. The transcript has 3 exons. The record is from RefSeq and is a predicted model, not a curated record. Gene Ontology annotation, biological process: protein deubiquitination.